Messenger RNA from Dendrobium catenatum, 2476 nucleotides. Its product is annotated as O-fucosyltransferase 15. NCBI's taxonomy places the organism in Eukaryota, Viridiplantae, Streptophyta, Magnoliopsida, Asparagales, Orchidaceae. The transcript is spliced from 10 exons. The record is from RefSeq and is a predicted model, not a curated record. The coding region runs from base 439 to 2136 and encodes 565 amino acids.
UUGGUGCCUGAGAAGUGAGAAUUGAGGAUUUUCUGUUAUACUCGAAACCUACGGUCACUACCCGAAACCGGCUCGGCAUCUCACUCCGCUGGUUAAAAGCGCAACUCCGGAGGGUGGCGACGCACGCAAACUGCGACUUCGCAGAUAAUGUCAUCUGACGACUAGUCUGAUUCGCUUCCCAGUCCAUCAACGGCUUUAAUUUCUCCAAAAGCUAUCGCCGGCGAGCCUUCCCUCAUCCUGGAGUUAUUGGCACGGUCCUCUAGCUUUCUCGUCUGAUCCCACCCCACCAUCCCCCGAAGCAGGCAGUCCUCUCCAGGAUCUAUUGUAUCCGGCGUGUUACAGAGCCAUUGGCUCCCCCUCCCGGGCGAUUGUUCAGUAUCGGGGUUUAGCUUCGAUUUUGAGUACGCUGCUGCGCAGCUCUGAACGCUUGGAGAGGGGAUGAGUUUGAGCGAGAGCUUAGGAGUGAAAAGGAGGAAAAACGGCGGUUGGUUGGGGCGGCAGCAGAGGAGAAAUCGGGGGAUCGUGGUGUUGGUUGGGGUGAUAGGAUUCUUCUUUCUGGUGAACUGGUGGAUGUUUUUUCGGCUGCAGCACGAUCCCUCCGCUCGCCGGAAGGAGACAUCUGUUAUAUUGAAUUCUACGUUGCCGGUACAGGGAAAGCAAAAUAAAAUUGCUAAAGUUAGAAGACAUCGUCAAGUAAUGUAUAACAGGCUUCUGGCAUUGGCUGCACAUGCACUAGCAGAUGGAGAGGGCAAACCUGAACCUCAUGAUUUGUGGAAGGAGACGCUUGUUCACACUAUUUCCUGGAAACCUUGUGCUGAUCAAAGGACUUGGGAACCAAGUGAGGGGGCAAAUGGUUACAUUCUAGUCAGCGCAAAUGGUGGCAUUAGCCAGCAAAGAGUUGCUAUUUGCAAUGCUGUUGCCAUUGCUAGGUUCCUUAAUUCUAUUCUAGUUCUUCCAAAAUUUCAAUAUAGCAACGUCUGGCAGGAUGCAAGCCAGUUCAGCGAUAUAUAUCAGGAGGAGUAUUUUAUCAAAUACCUACAAGCUGAUGUUAAAAUCGUGAAGGAGCUGCCAGUUGAACUGCAGUCAUUAGACUUGGAGGCCAUAGGUAGUCUUGUAACUGAUGCAGACAUAAUGAAAGAGGCAAAGCUAAGUUUUUAUAUGAAAAAGAUUUUGCCUAUCUUGCUUAAAAACAAGGUGGUCCAUUUUACUGGAUUUGGUAAUCGCCUAGCUUUUGACCCCAUACCAUUAGAUUUACAGCGUCUGCGGUGUAGGUGCAACUUUCAUGCGCUGAGAUUUGUUAAUAAAAUACAAGAAACUGGUUCGUUGCUGGUUCAGAGGAUGCGCCAUCAUAUAUCACAAUGGAGCUUUUUGGAACGUAAUCUGCUCGGUCCACCUGCGGCCAAAUCUAAUCAUAAUGCAAAGGCUAUCAAGUCAUCCAGAUAUUUAGCCAUACACCUUAGGUUUGAAAUUGACAUGGCUGCAUAUUCACUGUGCUAUUUUGGUGGUGGAAAGGAAGAAGAGGAAGAACUAGAGGCAUAUCGAGAAGUCCAUUUUCCUGCAUUGAAUACCCUGAGGAAAACUACAAAAAUGCCUUCUCCAGACGUUUUGCGAUCUGAAGGUCAGUGCCCUCUCACACCUGAAGAGUCAGUACUCAUGCUUGCUGCUCUUGGUUUUAAGCGUAAAACAAAGUUGUAUGUUGCUGGUGCUGAUAUUUAUGGUGGGAAGUCAAGAAUGGCUGCUUUGAAGAGUUUGUACCCCAAUUUGGCAACAAAGGAAAGCCUUCUUUCUCCCUCUGAAAUUGAACCGUUCAGCAACUUUUCUUCUCAGUUAGCUGCCCUAGACUUCAUUGUAUGUUCUGCUGCUGAUGCAUUUGCCAUGACGGACUCUGGAAGCCAGUUAUCAUCUCUUGUUGCUGGCUAUCGCAUAUAUUAUGGGGGUGGAAGACACCCUACCAUAAGACCAAAUAAGCGCAGAUUAGUUAGCAUUUUUGCAAAGAAUUCCACAAUAGAAUGGAAGCAAUUUGAGGUAAGAGUUAGGAAAACAGUUAAGCAGAGCAAGAUGGUUUAUGAAAGGCCUGUAGCUAGAAGUAUUUACAGACAUCCAAGAUGUUCACAGUGCAUGUGUUCAGUUAGUUGAUUCGUAGAACCAGUAUUUUCCAUCUAUUCUUACAGCAAAUGAUUGGUGUUUUAGGAGCUCUAAUGCUUAUAGGGAGGACUAUGUGAUUGUUUUAUUGAAUUAGCAGGAUUCAGAACCAUGAGUUGAUUCAGAAAUUUUCCCUUCAAUUUGAAUCCUUAGUGUCUGACUUGUCUUCCAAGGUUAAUCAGAAAGAUGUGUUUGACUGGAAAACAUGUAACAAAGAAAAUGAAAUGGUUUAUACCUUUGGAGAAGUUCUUCUCCACAAUGGAUGAUGAGGUUUGCUUGUUAAAAUGCUAUUAUUUCUGUAUUUCAACAAAUAUAUUUACUUAUUUCAUUUAAA